GGCCGGCCGUGGGCGCGGGGCUCCGGGGUUCGGGGCUCGCCCCCGCUCCGGGCAGGCGUGCCUAUGGCCUUUCUCAGGUGACGCUGCGCUCCCCGACUUUCUCCGGGGGCGGAGGAAACACCCAUGAACCCUUCGGCGACCUUAUUCGCCGGGCGUCAGAACAUCGGGUCGGAAGUUGAGAUUUCCACUAUCGAGAAACAGCGGAAGGAGCUGCAGCUGCUCAUUGGAGAAUUAAAAGAUCGAGAUAAAGAGCUCAAUGAUAUGGUUGCAGUACAUCAGAGACAACUUCUUUCAUGGGAAGAGGAUCGGCAGAAAGUGUUGACUUUGGAAGAACGUUGCAGCAAAUUAGAGGGUGAACUACACAAAAGAACUGAAAUAAUCCGGUCACUCACGAAGAAGGUAAAAACCCUUGAAUCUAAUCAAACUGAAUACCAGGCGGCUCUUCAGAAGACUCAACUACAGCUUCAGGAAAUGGCUCAAAAGGCAACCCAUUCCUCUCUCCUUUCUGAAGACCUUGAGGCUAGAAAUGAAAAUCUCAGCAACACAUUAGUGGAACUUUCUGCUCAGGUAGGACAAUUACAAGCUCGAGAACAGGCUCUCACUACAAUGAUAAAGCUAAAGGACAAAGAUAUUAUCGAGGCCGUCAAUCACAUUGCAGACUGCUCAGGAAAAUUUAAAUUGUUAGAGCAUGCCUUGCGUGACGCUAAGAUGGUGGAGACUUGUAUUGUGAAGGAGAAACAAGAUUACAAGCAGAAAUUGAAGGCACUGAAAAUUGAAGUCAGUAAACUAAAAGAGGAUCUAAAUGAAAAGACAACAGAAAAUAACGAACAACGAGAAGAGAUCAUUCGCCUCAAGCAAGAGAAAAGUUGCCUGCACGAUGAAUUGGUUUUUACUGCACAGAGAGAAAAAAGGAAAGAUGAGUUACUUGAUAUUGCCAAGUCAAAGCAAGAACGUACAGACGCAGAACUACGUAAUCUGAGACAGAUUUAUGUAAAACAACAGAGUGAUCUGCAGUUUCUUAAUUUUAAUGUGGAAAAUUCUCAGGAAUUAUUACAGAUAUAUGACUCAAAGAUGGAGGAAUCAAAGGUUCUGGAAUCCAGCAGAGACAUGUGUUUGUCAGACCUUGAGAAUAACCGCCCAAAAGUCGAUAUUAAGAGAGAGAAAAAUCAGAAGUCACUGGUUAAAGACCCAAAAUUUGAGACCACGUUGGUUCAGCAAAAUAGGUCAGACAAGAGCCCUUGUGAUGUAUGCAAAGAGAAGAGACUACAGGUUAAUACUUCAUUUGGGGGGAAAAGUGUAAUUGCUGUCUCAUCUCUAUUUACAAAAGACUUGCUGGAGAAGCAAAAGUCUUGGUCUCUGGGAGGAAAAAUGCCGAUGGAAGCCGAAAACAAAAGUACAUUUUGCAAGAUCCAUGCAAAGUCACCAAAAGGGAACGGGAUAGAGAUUCAGAAUGAAGAGAAACAACUCUUGGAAACAUCAAUGUCCUUAUCUGAUGAGAAACAGUGGCAUGAUGUUAACGUGUACCUGGGCCUGGCCAGCUGUUCUGGGGCAAAACAACCGGAAAAGCUGAAUGUUGAACGUCAAGAUGACAUGGAAAGGUCUGGAGUCUCCUGUUGCCAUAAAAAUGAAGCCUGUUUGGGGGAAAGUGACAUAUGGGAAUCCAAGUGCUGCCACCCGAGUAACUUCAUAAUCGAGGCACCAGGCCACAUGUCUGACGUGGAAUGGAUGAGUAUUUUCAAGCCUUCCAAAGUGCAAAGAAUCGUUCGCCACAAAUCCGUGUGUACUUGUGCAGAAAGUGCCAGUGGACGGAAAUACAACUCCUCCACGAGUGAGCUGUUUGCCAUCCAGCAUUCCCACUGUUUGGGUGCUUCAAAAUCUGCGGCACGAGAGGAUGAGAGAUUGAUAGAGACAGGGCCCUCUCCUGAUACAAAGAACUCACCUAAGAUUUUGUUAUUCAACAAAGAGGCACCAUUGUCCAAUGAGAAGGUUUGUGUUGUGUUGUCUUCCCAGGACGACUUUUCGCCCACAAGCAAGCUCCAGCGUUUGCUGGCAGAGUCUCGGCAGAUGGUUACGGACCUGGAGUUGAGUACCCUGCUCCCCAUCAGCUCUGAGAGUUUCAACAGCAGUGCCAAUAAUGACCCUGGGGAGAAGUGGCGUUGGUCCAGCUGCCACUUGUUAGCUGCGUCCCAGUGA
Molecule: messenger RNA, 2193 nt
Organism: Puma concolor (puma)
Lineage: Eukaryota; Metazoa; Chordata; Mammalia; Carnivora; Felidae
Source: RefSeq, a predicted model, not a curated record